AUAUAAAUUGAUCCCUUCUGCUUCAAAAGAUUCAUAACAGAAGACCAGAUUUCAAGAACCCAAAAAAAAUGGCAGGUUUGUUCGACAAGCAGGCUGCGGUUUAUGCACAUGCCAGGCCAACCUUUCCAAGUCAAUGGUUUUCCAUGCUGGCUGCUCUCACCCCUCACCACUCUUUAGCUUGGGAUGCCGGCACGGGCAACGGCCAGGCAGCUAUCAGCGUGGCAGACCACUACGAGCAAGUGAUAGCAACUGAUAUAAGUGAAGAGCAAUUAAAGCAUGGUAUAAAGCACCCUCGAGUUCGAUACUUGCACACUCCAUCAUCAAUGUCAGAUGAUGAACUGGUGUCGUUAAUUGGUGGUGAAAAUUCAGUUGAUCUAGUGACAGUCUCUGUGGCUGUGCAUUGGUUCGACCUGGAUAGAUUUUACUCUCAGGUGAAGCGUCUGCUACGAAAGCCAGGAGGUGUGAUCGCAGUUUGGACAUACAAUGGCAUCCAAGUUAGCUCAGAAUUUGAUCCUCUCAUGUGGGGUUUCUCCGAGAAAACACUUCCUUUCCGGAAUCCAAACGUUAAAUAUGCUCUUGAUUGUUACAGGACACUUCCAUUCCCUUUUGAAAGUGUAGGUGUGGGCUGCGAGGGGCAGCCGGAGACAUUGGAGAUGACAAAGGAGAUGUCGUUUCAGGGAUUUCUGGGACUUGUGAGAUCAAGCUCAGGUGUAAAUACUGCUAAGGAACAAGGUGUGGAUUUGUUAUCUGAAAAUGUUGUAAAGGAUUUUGAGAAGGCUUGGGGCGGCCCUGAAUUGGUCAGAACUGUCAUCUUCAAGACUUACAUGCUUGCAGGAAAAGUUAAGGUCUAAUUAACUUUUCACUUUCAAGUUUCAAACCCUGUUGGCUGUGCCUGUACCUCCAUAUUAUCUGACUCAUCUGAUGGAACCCCAUAGUCUACUCGUUCCUUUUCCUUGAGAAAUAAUUCAGAUUAAUUAAUAAUGUUUAGUUGAUAAAAUAAUCUAUUUAAUCUGCGUUUUCUAGGAAAUACAUUAUCUUUUCUUUUAUAUAUAUAUAUAUAUAAUAAAAGAUUGGGAUGUGAGAACUUAAAUAUAAAUUUUGAUAUAUUUUCCACUA
Hevea brasiliensis (rubber tree) is the source of this 1116-nucleotide messenger RNA. RefSeq lists its product as uncharacterized. The transcript has 2 exons. Lineage: Eukaryota; Viridiplantae; Streptophyta; Magnoliopsida; Malpighiales; Euphorbiaceae. Bases 69 to 851 code for a protein of 260 amino acids. The record is from RefSeq and is a predicted model, not a curated record. Gene Ontology annotation, molecular function: S-adenosylmethionine-dependent methyltransferase activity.